This is a messenger RNA of Aphanomyces invadans, 498 nucleotides long. RefSeq lists its product as hypothetical. Lineage: Eukaryota; Oomycota; Saprolegniomycetes; Saprolegniales; Verrucalvaceae. The record is from RefSeq and is a predicted model, not a curated record. The transcript is spliced from 2 exons. The coding region runs from base 1 to 498 and encodes 165 amino acids.
AUGUCGGCUUGGGACUCUGUUGCCCGAAACCUCAUCAGCAGUGGUGAAUUUGACCGUCCCAAGUUCGACGGCAAGAAGACGCAAGCAAGAUUUGCGAUAAUGCUGCGCGACCACCAAGACAGGAACGAAACCUCUGCAAAGGCUUCGGGUGCUGCGGAGGAGUGCAUAGAGCGCAGGAUCCUGCUCGAUGACCUUUUGGCGCAAGUGUUGCAAGUCAAUGAGGAAGGGGAGAAACGCACGGCCGAAGAGGAGGCAGCAGCUGCUCAAGUAGAAUCAUCAGCGGCUCAAAUCCGGGACGAGGCGAUGAAGUCGCAAGGUAAACGGAAGGCGAAGGGCUUCGACGACGAAAGUGCAUCGACGGGAGGUGGAAAAAUGCUAAAGGAGCGCGAAUUUCAAGCAGAAGAGCGAAACAAGGACCGCGAGAUUCAGGCACAACUAAUUCAAAUGCUGCAGACAACAAUGACAGCUCUUCUUAGUGCUUUGGUGAAGAAGUUGUAA